Molecule: messenger RNA, 2706 nt
Organism: Debaryomyces hansenii CBS767
Lineage: Eukaryota; Fungi; Ascomycota; Pichiomycetes; Serinales; Debaryomycetaceae
Product: DEAH-box RNA-dependent ATPase
Exons: 1
Coding region: 1-2706 (901 amino acids)
Cellular component (GO): catalytic step 2 spliceosome; intracellular anatomical structure
Molecular function (GO): ATP hydrolysis activity; ATP binding; RNA binding
Source: RefSeq, a predicted model, not a curated record
AUGUCAGACAGAAUCAAGGAAGGAAAAGGUGGACGAAGAAAAAGAACUGAUGAAGACCAAUGGGUUUCCGAAUCGGAAAAUGAAUUGGAGUCUGAUACUGCUGAAUUAAAAGUUAACACUGAUGCAGGCGAUUCUGCGAUGCCUUCCCCAGGAAUACUCCAAACGCUGACAGCUAACGAACAAACAGAAAACUAUGAGGACUUACGGGAUUUAUCACGUCAGAAUUAUCUAAAAAAAAGACAAGCUUCGAAAUUACGUGAUCUAUCGUUAGAUAUAGAAAAGUAUGAAUCCAUUGUCAAAGAAAGAGCGUUAACUAGGCAUGAACAAGAAGAUUUUGAAUAUAAACAAAAAAUAUACAAAUUGAUAACCGAAACUGAUGAAUCUUUUCAGUCUAUUGGAAGAAAUGAUGAGUAUCAGUUGCCCGAUGAUUAUAUCAAUACCAAAGGUAAAUUAGAUAAGAAACGGAAGUUAAAUGCAUUGAAUGCAAAAGAUAAUUAUGAUGACAAAAUGGAAAAAGCGGAAACAACCAAACGUAACAGGUAUGAAAAUCAGUGGGAGCUAGAUCAAUUGAAAAAGGCACAAAUUGCAAAUGUUGUUUCUACUGAUGAAAUCAAUCUCCCUAAUCAAGAUAACUAUGAAUUUGUUUUUGACGAAUCCCAAUUUGUUUCGUUUGAUCAAGACCUGCCACUAGAAGGAGAUAAACCAGAGAAUAAUACUCAAAUCUCGAAACAAAAAGCUUCAAUGGAUGAAGUUAGAAAAUCUUUGCCUGUGUAUAAAUACAGAGAACAGUUCUUAGAUGCAAUGUCAAAAUACCAAGUUUUGAUUGUUGUCGGUGAAACUGGUUCUGGUAAGACUACACAGCUUCCACAAUAUUUGCAUGAAGCAGGAUAUUCAAAGAGUAAUAAUGGAAAAAUUCUAAAAAUUGGUUGUACUCAACCUCGUAGAGUUGCAGCGACUUCUGUUGCUAAUAGAAUUGCUGAUGAAAUGGGCGUCACCUUAGGAGAAGAAGUUGGUUACAGUAUUCGUUUCGAAGACAAAUCUAGUGAUAAGACUAUUAUUAAAUAUUUAACCGAUGGUAUGUUAUUGAGGGAGUUUUUGACUGACCCUGAAUUAUCUUCCUAUGGAGCGUUAAUGAUUGAUGAAGCUCAUGAAAGAACGGUAUCUACUGAAAUAAUUCUCAGUCUUUUGAAAGACAUCAUUCAAAUUAGAAAAGACUUGAAAUUAAUCAUUGCGUCAGCAACCAUGAAUGCAGAGAAAUUUUCUAAUUAUUUUAAUGAUGCACCCAUUUUCAAUAUUCCUGGUAGAAGAUUCCCCGUUGACAUCCAUUAUACGAAGAAUCCAGAAGCAAAUUACAUACAAGCUGCCCUCACAACGAUUUUCCAGAUCCACACAACUCAGGAGUUACCUGGUGAUAUCUUGGUUUUCCUAACUGGACAAGAUGAAAUUGAAACUAUGCAAGAAAGCUUAGAAGAAGCAUGUCACAAACUAGGGUCUCUGAUAAAGCCUCUUAUAAUAUGCCCAGUUUAUGCUAGUCUUCCAACAGACCUACAAAAGAAUAUAUUCGAGCCGACCCCACCUAAUUCCAGGAAAAUCGUUCUAGCGACGAAUAUUGCUGAAACAUCUAUUACUAUCGAAGGAAUAUCUUAUGUUAUCGAUCCAGGUUAUGUUAAAGAAAAUGUCUUUAACCCUGUGACUGGUAUGGAAAGCUUGGUUGUUGUUCCUUGUUCCCGUGCUUCUGCAAACCAAAGAGCUGGUAGGGCUGGUAGAGUCGGCCCUGGUAAAUGUUUCCGUCUAUAUACGAAAUGGUCGUUCUACAAUGAAAUACAAGCUAAUCCUACUCCCGAGAUUUUGAGAGUCAAUCUAGUACACAUUGUGCUUCUAUUAUUAUCAUUAGGUAUUACUGAUUUGAUUAAUUUUGAGUUUAUUGACCCUCCCAGCUCUGACACGUUAAUCAAAUCGCUAGAAUUACUUUAUGCGUUGGGUGCAUUGAAUUCCAAGGGUGAAUUAACUAAGACUGGAAGAAAAAUGGCUGAAUUUCCGAUUGAUCCAAUGUUUGCAAAAUGUUUAAUAUCCAGCUCUACUUAUGGCGUAACGAAUGAAAUAUUGACAGUCAUUUCUAUGUUGAGUGAAAGUGCUAGUCUAUUCUAUAGGCCAAAGGAUAAGCGAGAACAAGCUGAUAAGAAAAAAGAAUCGUUUCAAGUUGAGGAGGGAGACCACUUAACUUUGCUAAAUCUUUGGGACCAAUGGCAGGAUACUGGAUAUUCGAAUCAGUGGUGUCAGGAUAACUUCAUUCAGUAUAAAACCCUUAAGCGAUCAAAAGAGGUUAGACAGCAAUUAGAGAGAUUAUGCAAAAAAACAGGAAUUCCUGUGGUCGAAGAUGAUAAAGUGAACAAAAACCUAAUGAUACAAAAGUCCAUAACUGCAGGCUUUUUUCCCAACAUAGCACGAUUAUCGAAGAUGGGUGACUCUUACAGAUCAUUAAAGAAGAACCAAGCUGUAUUUAUACACCCUUCAUCCGUUUUGUAUCCGGUAAAACCUCCACCAAAGCUUAUAUUAUACCAUGAAUUAGUGCUCACUAGUAAGGAAUUCAUGAGAAAUUGCAUGUUAAUAGAUGAAAAGUGGUUGAACGAAUUAGCUCCACAUUACUAUAGCAAUAAGGAUUUGGACAUCUUGGCCACUAAGAAAGGACCUAGUAAGUUUAAAUAG